Messenger RNA from Hippocampus zosterae (dwarf seahorse), 3014 nucleotides. It is a transcript of the gene tmprss7, whose product is annotated as transmembrane serine protease 7. Lineage: Eukaryota; Metazoa; Chordata; Actinopteri; Syngnathiformes; Syngnathidae. Gene Ontology annotation, molecular function: protein binding; serine-type endopeptidase activity. The record is from RefSeq and is a predicted model, not a curated record. The transcript is spliced from 18 exons. Gene Ontology annotation, biological process: proteolysis. Bases 131 to 2605 code for a protein of 824 amino acids.
UUGUUUCACAUGCCGACUGACUGUGCAGCGUGCUGGAUCUUGCUCUUUUUUUCCCUACUGAAAAUUGAUCUUUCAACAAGAAAACUGGAAAUGAGGAGAUAAAGUGGCCUUCAAUGGGGAUGCCCAUGUCAUGGGCCCAGAGUGCAAGGAGAGCGGAGAUGCCGACGAAUCUCAACAGGAUGCCGUCAGUUUCAAUGACGUAUCGGUUGAGGUCUCCACAGUGGACCACACGCUGCAGAAACUCUGCAGGAUGUACAGGAAGACGAGGCGGAAGCCCAAAGGUCUGUCCAGGCUGUGGGCUUACCUGCUGAGCAUUCGGCAUUUGGCGGUCAUCAUCACGGCUGUGGUCUUUGUGAUAGUGGUUGUCCUGUGGUCGCUGCUCUGGGUCUUCAUAUUUCGACGCGAGGGCAACAGUGUGGUGUACUUUGCUGGGAUGUUCCGCGUGGCUAAUGUGGAGUUCAUCCCGGAGUACCGCCAGGCCGGAUCCCACGAGUUUGUCUCCAUGGCGACCAGAAUACAGCAUGUGGUAAGCGGCGUGUACAAGAUGUCCUCAGUGACUCGCCUGUACAAGCACGCCAUCAUUUCAGACCUCAGUACCAACAACAAGGGAGGCGUGCUGGCGCACUUUUGGAUGGUGUUUGAAGUCCCUCGCCUGAAGAGCGCGGCGGUGUGUGAGGAAUGCGUGGCCGUCAUCCUUAGGGACUCGGUUCACACCAGCCUGAAGAACCGCUCAUCGGUGGGCUACCUCCUGGACCUCCCUGUAGACAUCGACUCCAUCCUCGUCAAUGCUGUCCGACGCUCGGAUUACACCUCCAAUGCAGCAGGAUCCCAGUGUAUAGACAAACUUUAUGCCAGCCUUCCCGGUGCGAGGGUCCCUCUGAAUGUCUUUUCAUCAUGGGGUGGCGUGCGGUGCCACGUGAAGCUCACCGCCGUGCCCGGUUUUCUCAUCCGGCUGACCGUCGCCUCCUUCCAAAUCGAGCCCAGUGACUGCGUCCACGACGCCCUGACUGUGUACGACGCUCUUCUGCCCAUGAGGGGCCGAGUUCUCCACAGGCAGUGUGCGCCUUUGUCCAGCUCCAUCUCCCUUGUGUCCACUUCCAACGUCAUGCUGCUGUCCUUCACCAUGUCCAGCGGAACCAAGAGCUUCAGAGGACACUUUGAGGCCAUCGCAGAAGAGUUGUGCGUUUCUCGCAUAGCGUCACAACAGCAUGCGACAGGCCAGGUCUACAGCCCCUUCCACCCAAGCCUUAUGCCCCCCCACUGCUCAUGCACGUGGAUCUUUCAGACUCCUGACGCUGCGUUGGGGGUAGCGCUGCAGCUUCAAAACUAUGUGCUGAAACCGAAAGACAUGAAGGGGUGUGAGCAUGGAUGGUGGAGGAUCAACGAAGUGAUUUACUGUGGCAGCUACGUGGGAUAUGAGAGCAUAUUUCGCAUCGGAGAGAGCACCGCCAAUGUGGAAUUUCGCUGCACGUCCCGAAGCGCCACGCAACCUUUUCAUGUGACGUACAGCAGCUACAACAUCAGCCAACCCUGUCCGGAAAGUCACUUCCUGUGUUCCACGGGACUCUGCGUGGAGAAAAGUCGACGCUGCGAUGGGCUGGAUGACUGCCAGGACGAGAGCGACGAGGUCUUCUGUUCGAGGCCCACCAAAAACUGUGGCGGCAGCAGCCCUUUGCAUCCUCUGUUUGUCUGCAACGGUGAGACGGACUGCGCCAACGGAUUGGAUGAAACCAACUGCACACGGGAAACAAGCUGCUCAGCCGUCAGCUAUCAUUGCAAUAGCGGCUCGUGCAUCCAGAAAAAGAACGCCAGGUGUGAUGACAUUGCUGACUGUCAGGACGGCAGCGACGAACUCGACUGUGCUUGUGGGCUCCCCAACCACUCGGUGGCCCACCGCAUCGUCGGCGGGACCGACUCCGAGGAGGGCGAGUGGCCUUGGCAGGUCAGCCUGCACUUCUCGGGUCACCUGAUCUGCGGCGCCUCCGUGCUCUCACACGAUUGGCUCGUUUCAGCGGCGCACUGCUUCAGCAAAGACAGGCUGUCGGACCCGCGCCGCUGGCGGGCCCACUUGGGCGCGCUGACGCAGGGUUCCGCUGGCCACGUGGCGGAGAUCCAACGCAUCGUGGUGCACGAGUACUACGAUGCCCGCACGCUGGACUACGACGUGGCGCUGUUGCAGCUCAAGAGAGCGUGGCCGCCCUCCCUGAGCCCGCUGGUGCAGCCCGUGUGCUUGCCCGCCGCCUCACAUGCCGUCACCGCCCGACACCGCUGCUGGGUGACAGGCUGGGGACAUCGCUUUGAAGAGGAUAAAUCGCUGCCGUCUGUGCUGCAGAAAGCCCAGGUGUCCGUCGUGAGCCAGACUGAGUGCAAGAAGACUUACGGCCCAGUGUCGCCGCGCAUGCUGUGCGCGGGGGUCCCGUCGGGGGAGCGCGACGCCUGCAGGGGGGAUUCGGGCGGGCCGCUAUCCUGUCAGGCGCCAGGCGGGGGCCGCUGGUUCCUGAUCGGUAUUGUUAGCUGGGGUGCGGGCUGCGGCAGACCUGGCCUGCCCGGGGUCUAUGUCAGGGUCACCAAGUUCACGUCGUGGAUCUACGGCCACAUCAGCUGACAGCCCCGCUCAUUAAAAAACAAAAAAACCCUCUACAAGCAAACUCACUGUUGGGUAAAGUAUUGCUUCUUAAUCCAGCCCACAAAAUAUUUACAUAUGCAAGAAAGUAGUACAGUAUAUAUAUUUUUCCCCUUAAUUUAACAUUUUUUCCCUAAAAUUGGUUAUUAUGGACUGUAUUCUAUUUUUUAAAGUUAUUUAUCCCAUUAAAAAAGGUGCUCUCAAGUACUCCAAUAAACCAUGCUUGUAAAAUUAAGAAAAAAAUAUUUUUAUAAUUUUAUGUAGUAAAAAGAUGACUACAUUUUACAAUCUAUUUUAUGAAUGGACUAAUUUAUGAUAAUUUAACACACUUUAACUGUAUUAGAAAUGAGCAUGAAUUCAUAUUUACUGAAAUAAACAUGAAUUGAAACUU